AUGAUUCAUCACAACUUCAUGGUUCAUCCACCAGAAAAACGAACAACUGUCAUGCCAAUCGAACCGGCCCUAUCCAAGGCUCACCGAAUUCCGAGACAUAGCCACCGUGAGGGGAUCGCACAUCUAUCGGCAAAUCAGAACAACAUAUCUGUGCACGACAGCACACUGCCCGUAAUACCACCGGCCAGGAGACCGAUGCCCAAAACCAAGCCCCCAAAUAGAAGGUCCGGUCCAACCGGUUGUGGUGCGUGCUGCGCUCUUGCAUACCGGACAGGUUCUAUGAAACGUAAAACCCUUUCUUCCCCGGCCAGCUCCAUACCACCGCGUCUGAUCACUCUCGAUGAGGCAGAGUUCUCGCGCUAUUUUCACACUCCACCAACCCAUUGUGGUGAUUCCACCUAUGCAGUGUAUCGUGCCUUGUUGAGACAACGGAAACGGGAUUUACUCGGUGAAGCCGUCACAUGGACGGAUUGGACCAGUCUGUCUACCGCCAACGACACGAUACAAUCAAAUCUGAGUGAGGUGAGCGUCCCUGUGGAAAUCGGUCCACGACCAACAGAAUCCACUUCGUUGUCACCUAGCGUGUUGGGAACUAUGUCUGUUCUGGGUAACCACAGAUUCACAUUACGAUCAACUUGGAAUAGUUUCAAACGUAUAUUGGCUCGUUUGAAAUAUAAAACGCAAGCUGUCAAGCGUUCGAGGCAUAAUAACACCCUGUCUCAGUUGACUUCUCUUCAACCCACGCCAAGAAGGAGCCCAGCAAAAUCGUUAUUAAGUUUCGCAAUGCAAUCUCCAUCCCCUCAGCCAAGUCAAUGGAAUAAAUAA
Echinostoma caproni is the source of this 825-nucleotide messenger RNA. The record is from the annotation of a GenBank genome assembly. NCBI's taxonomy places the organism in Eukaryota, Metazoa, Platyhelminthes, Trematoda, Plagiorchiida, Echinostomatidae.